CUGGGACGAAUGAAGUUGGACGACAUGGACGUGGUGGUGAUGGUUCAGGAGGCGGCAUCCAGCAGAGCUUCCUCUGCCAAAGAGUACGCCACUACGCUCAAUGAAGAUGGCCUGUCCAGUUCGACGUAACAUCGAGGCCAAGAUUGGAGCGGAGUACUUCGUGCGCUGUACGAAUACGCGACCACAGCCAACGAUACUCAAGCGACUGUCCACCGGCAUAACGAAAGCACUCAAUUGCAUGAAGGCUACCAUUUCCAUCGAUGGUCAAGCUGCUACUACGUCUCGCCUUGUUACUGUUGGGUCGGUGAAACACUUGCGACUGCGCAGUGGUCGUGGCACCGUUGAGCAGAACUUUGUGUUUUGUGCACCCCACGUGACCGACGACGGAAUUUCGUGUUCGUCCAAAUUGAAGGAUGUAGGCAGGUUCGUCGAUUGAAUGUAUAUCUACAUUACCUCGUCGAUAUCCAAGGCCAAGCAAGACGAUGUGGUCAUUGCUGAUCAUCCGUACUCGACACCAGCCAUUGGCACCGACACGAAGGAAGGCGUGUUCUUGACAUCGACAACAGGAGUCAGCCCGCGUCACAUGCCAACGAAGGUCUCGACGAACUUUUAUCACGGUCGACAGGGAAAAGUUCUACACACGUUUCGUUUCCUGUACAAGACGCGAGGUAGUAUACUGUACACGGUAGGUUCUAUUUUGAGUACCAAGGAUUGUCAUGUAGACGCGAUGGUGGCUGACGGCAUUUAACCACCACCAUCCCCACCAUCUUCGAUCCAACUACCCGCGACUCCACCACCCCUUCCGAGCGUUCCUGUCGCUGCUGAGCUUCCAAUUGUUCCAGUGGCUGCCGAGCCAGUACAUGUCAAGGCUGAAGGCAACCCAUCCGUUCUCAAACGUAUGAAGCUGGAGCAUCAAGGCCUUCCAAGGAACAACGUUGCGGUGGCCAAAAACAACUAAGUGGUGGAUCUGACAGGCGACGACAGUGCCGACGACAAGGCUGGGGGGAUGUCGGACUUGGGCACUCGAAAGGAAGCUUGCCGCCAAGUCAAGGCGUGGAAAAGUCAGCUGGGGGACCAGUACAUGGCUGCAGUAAACCUUUUGUCCCAGGGAAGGUAUGCCCAUUCGUAUUUAGCCGUGGACCCAACAGACCAAGAAGACUGGCUUCGCUGGUCAUUACAGCAAGGACUAGUGAAACGAGAACAAGCUAUGAAGGGAGAAUGAUGAUAGGGCACUUGUAACUAUGACUAUUAAUAGAUAUCAAAACGAUACCAGA
Molecule: messenger RNA, 1274 nt
Organism: Aphanomyces astaci
Lineage: Eukaryota; Oomycota; Saprolegniomycetes; Saprolegniales; Verrucalvaceae
Exons: 2
Coding region: 101-436 (111 amino acids)
Source: RefSeq, a predicted model, not a curated record